This is a messenger RNA of Closterium sp. NIES-65, 2511 nucleotides long. The record is from the annotation of a GenBank genome assembly. NCBI's taxonomy places the organism in Eukaryota, Viridiplantae, Streptophyta, Zygnematophyceae, Desmidiales, Closteriaceae.
AUGUCUCAGAGGCAACGCCUACCGGUCUUCAAGCAGCGGGAGGAGCUGCUGCGAGCUGUGCAGCAGAGCCAGGUCCUUGUGGUUUCGGGCGAGACAGGCUGUGGCAAAACCACCCAGCUCCCGCAAUUCAUUCUGGAGAGUGAGAUAGAAGCAGGCAGGGGCGCACAGACCAUGAUCAUCUGCACCCAGCCCCGGCGGAUAUCCGCCACGUCGGUGGCGGCGAGGGUGGCGGCGGAGAGAGGCGAGGAGGUGGGGGGCAGCGUGGGGUAUCAGAUCCGGAUGGAGAGCAGACGAGGGGCGAGUACGAGGCUGCUGUUCUGCACGACUGGGGUGCUGCUGAGACGACUGGUGCAACAACCAGACCUAGCUGGCGUCUCCCACGUGAUGGUGGACGAGAUACACGAGAGGGGAAUGAACGAGGACUUUCUCCUCAUCAUCUUGAGGGACCUGCUGCCGCGCCGCCCCGACUUGCGCCUCGUGCUCAUGAGCGCCACCAUCAAUGCGGAAUUGUUUUCGGAGUACUUCAACAAAGCACCGAUGGCACACAUUCCGGGUUUCACCCACCCAGUGCAACAGCUGUUCCUAGAGCACGUGUUGGAGCGCACGCGCAUUCCCAUCCGGGACCAGGGCCAGCAGGGAGGAGGAGGGUGGUUCUCAAGAGGAGGAGGAGGGGGAGGGCGGGGGUAUGGGCGGGGGAGACGAGAGAGGAGUGCGAGUGUGGCGAAGAAAGACCCGAUCUCAGAGGCAUGGGAGGAUGUGGACAUAUGGUCGCACUACUCUGCCUUCUCCCGACCCACCCAAGAAUCCCUUUCCAACUUCUCACCAGACAAGCUAGACAUUGAUCUAGUGGCAUCAGUCGUGGAGCAUAUAUGCCGAAACGAGGCUGAGGGGGCGGUGCUGGUCUUUUUGACUGGCUGGGACGAGAUUUCGAAGCUGCUGGAGGCUCUCAAGACGAUGCCUGUCGUCGGGCAGUCGUCGAAAGUUUUGCUCCUGCCCCUGCAUGGGUCGAUGCCGACGAUUCAUCAGAAAGAGAUUUUCAACCGCCCGCCCCCUGGAGUCAGAAAGGUGGUUCUGGCGACCAACAUAGCGGAGACCAGUAUCACCAUUGACGACGUCGUUUUCGUAGUGGACUGCGGAAAGGCCAAGGAAACUUCCUAUGACGCUCUGAACAAGCUGGCCUGCCUGCUCCCCUCCUGGAUUUCCAAAGCCUCGGCGCACCAGAGGAGGGGGCGGGCGGGGCGCGUGCAGCCGGGAAUUUGUUUCCACCUCUACCCGAAGACGGUUUAUGAUUCGCUGCUGGAGUUUCAGCUGCCCGAGAUUCUGAGGACGCCGCUCCAGGAGCUGUGCUUGCAGAUCAAGCAUCUUGGGUUGGGGCACGUGCAGUCGUUCCUCUCUAAAGCAAUGCAGCCACCGGAACCGCUGGCUGUGCAAAACGCGGUGCAGCUUCUGGAAACCAUUGGAGCAUUCACCCCCGAGGAGCAACUCACCUCCCUGGGGUGCCACCUGGCCGCCAUUCCCGUGGAGCCCCGCAUUGGAAAGAUGCUCAUAUUCGGGGCCAUAUUCAACUGCCUCGCGCCAGCCCUCACCAUCGCUGCCUCCCUGGCAUACCGGGACCCCUUCGUCCUGCCACUUGACAAGAAGGAGAUGGCGGAUGCAGCCAAGAAAAAGUUCUCAAAGGAUUCGAGAAGCGACCACAUCGCACUGCUGAACGCGUUUGAAGGGUGGAGAGCGGCCAAGAUGCAAGGGCAGGAGCGCAAUUAUUGCUGGGAUAACUUCCUCUCUGCUCCGGUGCUGCAGAUGGUAUCAGACAUGCGAGGGCAGUUCCUGCAGCUGCUCAGUGAUAUUGGCUUCUACGACCCAAGAUUGGGGCUCAAUGAGUACAGCCAGCUUGCAUCGGACCAAGAAAUGCUCUCCGCUGUGAUCUGUGCGGGCCUCUACCCCUCUGUUGCUCAGAUCCGGCGGCAGGGCAAGCGGUUUGUGUUCUUCACCAAGGACGAUGGCCGCGUGGAGAUGCACCCUUCCUCAGUCAACGCCUUCUGCCCUUCCUUCUCCCGCCCGUGGCUCGUCUACAACGAGAAGGUCAAGACCUCAGACAUCUUCCUCAGGGACUCCACCAUGGUCUCUGAUUUCGCGCUCCUCAUGUUCGGAGGCAACCUCGAGCCCGCCCCGGCCGGCCGCACGGGGUUUGACAUGCUGGGGGGUUACCUGCACUUCGGUGCUUCUGCUCAGACGGCAAAAAUGGUGCAGGACCUGCGGCAGCAGCUGGAUUCUCUACUCAGAGAGAAGAUCGAGAACCCAUCCCUGGACGUGCAUGCACAGGGGGAGAGGGUCGUAGCAGCAGUGCGCAGCCUCCUCUCCUCACCCCACGCGGAUUCGCUCCCCCCUGGGGAGUCUGGAGGUGGGGGAGGAGGGGCUAGGGGCGGUGGGAGAGGAGGGGGGAGGCAUGGGCACGGGCAUGGACAUGGGCGUGGGCAUGGGCAUGGACACAGGGGGAGAGGGGGCAGGCACUAA